Labeo rohita (rohu) is the source of this 1793-nucleotide messenger RNA. RefSeq names its product collagenase 3-like. Gene Ontology annotation, molecular function: metalloendopeptidase activity; zinc ion binding. The coding region runs from base 87 to 1574 and encodes 495 amino acids. Lineage: Eukaryota; Metazoa; Chordata; Actinopteri; Cypriniformes; Cyprinidae. Gene Ontology annotation, cellular component: extracellular matrix. The record is from RefSeq and is a predicted model, not a curated record. Gene Ontology annotation, biological process: extracellular matrix organization; proteolysis; collagen catabolic process. The transcript has 9 exons.
CCUCACAGUUUUAAGAGUAUAUAAGCCUCCAUCCAACCUUUGCCAAUCAGAAGUGAAGCACAGGAGCGUAAGAAGCAACUCAAAACAUGGGUAUUCACAACCAGCUGUGUUUUCUUGCAAGUCUGGCACUUGUUAUUCACGCUGGACCGAUUUUACAGCAUGCCGACGAAGAUGAAGCCACUGCAGAGCGUUACCUGAAGAGCUUCUACAAUCUAACAGAUGAAACAAUAAGCGUCAGAAAAGAAACCAGUUCAAUGACUGAGAAGAUGAAAGAGAUGCAGGAGUUUUUCGGGCUUAAGGUGACUGGAAAGAUGGACCAAGAAACAAUGGAGAUGAUGAAGAAGCCCCGUUGUGGCGUUCCAGAUGUUGCUGCGUACUCCACAUUCGGGGGUAUCAAAUGGCAGACCAACAAACUCACCUACAGAAUCCUGAACUACACCCCUGACAUGUCAAGAGCUGAAGUGGACGAAUCCAUGGAGAGAGCCCUGCAGGUCUGGGCUAAAGUCACUCCACUUAAAUUCACUCGUAUCCACAGCGGCACAGCUGACAUUAUGAUCUCCUUUGGUACAAGAAAUCAUGGUGAUGCUUACCCGUUUGAUGGCCCACGAGGCACUUUGGCUCAUGCUUUCGCUCCCUCUCCUGGAAUCGGUGGAGAUGCACAUUUCGAUGAUGAUGAAUCUUUCACAUUCCGCUCAUCUAGAGGAUUUGUCCUGUUCUUGGUGGCCGCCCAUGAGUUCGGUCACUCUUUGGGUCUUUCUCAUUCCAACGUUCGUGGUGCACUGAUGUUUCCCACAUACAGCUUUACUGAUCCGGAUCGUUUCUCUCUACCCUCUGAUGACAUCAGAGGGAUUCAAUCGCUCUAUGGUAAGCGUAUGAUCUUCAAGAAAACAUCUACAAUCUUUAAGUUGAAACUAUUCAGUCAGUUGUUUACCAUGUGGUAUUAUUUUAAAGGCCCAAACAGAGAUAGAACCCCCGUCAAACCUGAUGAAGAAGUAACAACUCCUAAUGCUUGUGACCCUGAUCUGGUCUUGGAUGCAGUUACGACUCUAAGGGGUGAAACAGUGUUUUUCAAGGACAGCUUUUUCUGGCGUAAAUCUCAGAGCAGAACUGUGACGCAAAUUCCGAUCAAGCAUUUCUGGUCCAACGCUCCUGAUAAUAUAGAUGCUGCUUAUGAGAAUCAAGUGCAAGAUAAAGUUUUCUUUUUCAAAGACAGACAAGUCUGGGCUUUUAAAGGCAUCACUCCUGAGCCUGGCUAUCCCAAGACUCUCAGCAGCUUUGGUCUGCCAUCUUCGGUGAGAAAAGUUAGCGCUGCCGUCCACGACAAAACCACAGGAAAAACACUGUUCUUUGUUGACAAGGUUUACUACAGUUAUGAUGAGAGGGCACAGAAGAUGGACACAGGGUAUCCCAAACAAGUGGAAAAUGGGUUUCCGGGAUUGACUGGGGAAGUUACAGCAGCUCACAUUUCCAACGGUAACAUUUAUCUCUACAGUGGCACAAAUGUGUAUGAGUUCAGAUUAUACAGUAAGAGGUUCCUGCGUGUGCUGAAGAACAGUUUUUUCUUGCCCUGUUAGUUGAGCUUUCCUAAAACAUAAGCGAAUGUAAACACAGACGGUUACAUCUAGUUACAUCGGUUACAGCUUUUUUAAAAAUACAUGUACAUAUUUAAACAAAUUGAUUGUUCAAUGAAUUUCUUCUUUCUGCUGUUUGUCACUGGACUUCUAAACGAAUGUAUUUUUACAAAAUUUUGUUAUUUUUUCCAAAUAAAAACUUCACCACAUGUGAGCAAUUGA